AUGUCGCUUCUCGAUCUGCCUAACGAGCUCAUUUCCCGAAUCAUCUCCUUCCUCGACUCACCCAGCCCGUUCGACGAGUUACUACUUCACAAACCAAUCUCAUGGCGGAACAUCAAACGACCAUGGCAGGUUGAUGAUCCUGACGACACCACUGACGGCUCACUGUACUGGCAUGAUCCUCUCAAACAACUCUCUUUGACAAGUCGCCUCGCCCGAUCACUGACACUACCAAUCCUGUUCAAGUAUGCGGUGCUGCAUCCCGCUCGGCUCACCAGCUUCUUGGUCUUCCUGAAGGAGCAGGAUCUGAUUCACCAUGUUUCGAGUGUCGUGGCCGAUGUGCCGGGCAUUUACAAUCAUCUCCAUCCUGCAUGGUGGGCCCGGUUACUGAACGAAGUCCCUAUCGCUAGGCUGAGCAUUUUCGCACCCCCAGAAGUCCUUGCCCGACUGGCCGACACCCCUUCAUGCACCUCUGAUGCCUGGGCAUUUGACAUGGGCUCGCAGAUCCUGAGAUUCGAUCAAUCUGCGGAUGAGAUUCGAGCCCAGAUCGACUAUGAUAACCUCCCCAACUUCCUUGUGGCCCGGCCGUGGACCAAGAUGACAUUUAAUGAAGGGUCUAGCCUUCUUGCAUACACGACGUACGAAUUCUUCUUGAGACGGACGCCUUCACUGCUGACCACCCUGCACGUCAACAACUCUACUGCCGGCAACGCCAUGUUUGCGAAUCUGCUAAGCUUCGAGUUCAUUGCCAUCUUUCCCUUCUACAACCACGUGGACGAAAUCUUGAAGUGUAUUCGGAAGAUGGAGAAGCUGCAGAGGCUGUUCAUCAAGCUGUGUCCGGAACCCGACAGCACGGUAUUGCGGGACGAGAUUGAAGCAGCGGGCGGUCACCUGGAUGUCAAUGACCCAUGGAAUGAGUGUGAAACGUCAUGGAUGCUGAUUGCCCACACCGUGGUGUUUCUGACCAUGCAGGGUGCGCUGGAAGAGCUGCACAUGGACGACGUCAAAGUUGAGGGAGUAAGGAGCACUCUGGAAUCCAGCUUGUCUGCUCGCUUGCAACAGUGGUGGGCGUACGGGGGGGAAGGUUCUGGCUUGUGGCGACGAAAGAGCACAAGUCCAAUGGCUCCAAUGUUUGCAUUGUACUAG
Molecule: messenger RNA, 1143 nt
Organism: Capronia coronata CBS 617.96
Lineage: Eukaryota; Fungi; Ascomycota; Eurotiomycetes; Chaetothyriales; Herpotrichiellaceae
Exons: 1
Coding region: 1-1143 (380 amino acids)
Molecular function (GO): protein binding
Source: RefSeq, a predicted model, not a curated record